Messenger RNA from Myxocyprinus asiaticus (Chinese sucker), 2114 nucleotides. RefSeq names its product retinoblastoma-binding protein 5-like. The transcript is spliced from 14 exons. The record is from RefSeq and is a predicted model, not a curated record. Gene Ontology annotation, molecular function: protein binding. The coding region runs from base 127 to 1770 and encodes 547 amino acids. Lineage: Eukaryota; Metazoa; Chordata; Actinopteri; Cypriniformes; Catostomidae. Gene Ontology annotation, cellular component: Set1C/COMPASS complex.
UCUCCGCGCCAGUCGCGCUGCAGUCGCACAUCGUGUUUUAUUAGUUUCAGUUUUUGCGGAUUUUUCGUUUUCAUUUGAAUUCCUCUGUUCUUUUAUCAUCGAGUUUGUUUGUGAAAAUCAUCAGCGAUGAAUCUGGAGUUGCUCGAGACCUUCGGGCAGAAUUAUCCAGAGGAGGCCGAUGGCACUCUGGACUGCAUCAGUAUGGCUCUCACUUGCACGUUUAACCGCUGGGGGACGCUGUUGGCCGUCGGCUGUAAUGACGGACGAAUCGUCAUCUGGGACUUUCUUACGCGCGGCAUUGCCAAAAUUAUCAGCGCGCACAUACAUCCCGUCUGCUCGCUCAGCUGGAGUAGAGACGGACACAAGCUCCUGAGCGCCUCCACAGAUAACAUCGUCUCUCAGUGGGACGUCCUGACGGGAGACUGUGACCAAAGAUUCCGAUUCCCGUCACCCAUCCUCAAACUGCAGUGCCAUCCCAGAGACAUGGAUAAAGUUCUAGUGUGCCCUAUGAAGUCAGCACCGGUCCUGCUAACGCUGUCCGACUCCAAACACGUGGUUCUUCCUGUGGACGAUGACUCGGAUCUGAACGUGGUGGCGGCGUUUGACCGGCGCGGUGAAUACAUCUACACCGGCAAUGCCAAGGGAAAGAUUCUGGUGUUGAACACAGACAAACAGGAUCUUGUGGCGUCGUUUCGAGUGACGACGGGAACCAGUAACACCACAGCCAUCAAAUCUAUCGAGUUUGCACGGAAGGGCAGUUGUUUCCUAAUAAACACAGCAGACAGAAUCAUUCGUGUGUACGACGGCCGAGAGAUUCUCACCUGCGGCAGAGACGGAGAGCCUGAACCCAUGCAGAAACUACAGGACCUUGUGAACAGGACGCCGUGGAAACGCUGUUGUUUCUCUGGUGAUGGCGAGUAUAUCGUAGCGGGAUCGGCGCGGCAGCAUGCGCUGUAUAUCUGGGAGAAAAGCAUCGGAAACCUGGUGAAGAUCCUUCACGGCACGCGAGGAGAACUGCUGCUGGAUGUAGCGUGGCACCCUGUGCGGCCGAUCAUUGCGUCUAUCUCCAGUGGAGUUGUGUCUAUAUGGGCCCAGAACCAAGUGGAGAACUGGAGUGCGUUUGCUCCUGAUUUUAAAGAGUUGGAUGAGAAUGUGGAGUAUGAAGAGAGAGAGUCAGAGUUUGAUAUUGAAGAUGAAGACAAGAGUGAACCAGAACAGACUGGGUUUGUUGUUUGUGUAUCAGGAGCUGAUGCAGCUGAAGAUGAGGAGGUGGAUGUCACUACAGUUGAUCCCAUCGUAGCGUUCUGCAGCAGUGAUGAAGAGCUGGAGGAUUAUAAAGCGCUACUAUAUCUUCCCAUCGCUCCGGAGGUCGAAGACCCAGAGGAGAAUCCGUUCGGACCGCCACCAGACGCCGCGGGUCAAAACGCCACCACUGAAGACGGGUCAAUUCACAGCAACACUGGAGAUAAAAAACAAAGACAACCUUCUGCUGAUGGAGGUCCGCCCAAGAAGAAAAUCCGAACCACCACCAUCGAACUGCAGGGCGUUCCGAGUGACGAGGUGCAUCCGUUGCUGGGUGUGAAGGGCGACAGUAAGUCGAAGAAGAAGGCAGCCGGGCGCCCGAAGGGCUCUAAAGGUAAAGAGAAAGAUUCUGCAUUCAGACCCAAACUCUACCAAGACAGAGACAGGGACAGAGCGGAGGGGUUCGGCGUGCCAGGAAAUCUCGUGUCAUCGUCGUACAAGCAGCAUGAAGUUCAGGGUUUGGACUGAAGCUGAAGGGAAACGGCGCCCCCUGUCUGUGUGGAUGAAUAUCGCCGCUCUUUUUAUGGACUGUAAAGACUGCGUUUGUGUUGCAUUAUUACCGAUGGAUGUUACAGCUCAACGAUGCUGCAGUUUGAAGCCCAAAUGAUCCAUUCCACAUGUAGAGAGAGAGAGAGAGAGAGAGAGGCAGCGAUAGUGAGGGAUGCAUGUAUUUUUUGUAGAGUAGAAUGAUCUGUCGCUGUGUAACAGUACCAGCUGUGUCAAAUAUCCUGUUUGUUUUUAGUUUUCAGCGAUACCUCUGGACUGAUGAUGUUUUUAUAUAUAUAUAUAUAUAUAUAUAUAUAUAUAUAUAU